GUCAAGAUGGCGUCCUACUCGGUCACUGUUUCGGUCGGGGGAACCAGCAUAAAUAAGUAUCCUGGGAAACAGCACGCCCGCAGAGUAGCCGCCUACCUGCCGAAGCAGCAGGGCCUCAUUUAUCUACCGGGCCAGCAGACUGUGCUGUCUGAAGACUCAGACCAGGCCAGGCCAUUCAAACAGCGCCGCUAUUUCUUCUACGUGACCGGCGUCGUGGAGCCGGAUUGCCAUGUUACAUAUGACAUCGCAGAGGAUAAGUUGACGUUAUACGUGCCGGAUUUUGACUUCAAGCGGACUAUCUGGACAGGACCUACGCUUGGAAAAGACGAGGCUAGCCAGAGGUGUGUAUAUCAUGCGCUUCAUAAACCUCCAACGGGGAUAUUGACCUGAGUGCAGGUAUGACGUUGACCAAGUGGAAUACUUCUCUGCGCUAGAAGGCAAUGUUCUGCGAUGGUCUCAAGCGAACCCAUCGCUGCCCAUAUAUAUACUACACCCAGACCAGCGGCCGGUGACUCCGCUGACGGUGGCGUAUCUCUAUGAGUCAAAGUCACUGAAGCACGCAAUGGAUGCGUGUCGAGUGAUCAAAGACGAGCAUGAAAUCCAAUUGAUCCAGCGAGCGAACCGUAUCUCUGGGGCUGCUCAUCGGAGCAUUCUAGCUAAUCUGCGUCAUUUCAAGAACGAGGCGCAGAUAGCCGGUCUCUUCAUUGAUGUCUGUCUGUCCCUGCGCUCGAAGGGGACGGCAUACCAGACAAUAGCAGGCUCGGGAUCUAAUGGUGCCACACUGCAUUACACCCGCAACAAUGAACCUCUAGCCGGCCGACAGAUGGUUGUACUUGAUGCCGGUGCUGAAUGGAGUUGCUAUGCAAGCGACGUGACACGAUCGUUUCCUAUCCCUUCAAGCGUAAUCGGGGGGGAAGACUGGCCAAGUCGUGAGGCUGAACAAAUCUACGCCAUUGUGCAGCGCAUGCAAGAAGAAUGCAUCAGCAGAGUAAAAGAGGGAGCUUUGUUCUUCUCGAUCCAUCAGCGAGCUCAUGCUAUCGCACUGGAGGAAUUACUCAAGCUAGGAAUACUGCGUAUCCCGCGGGGUUCAACCAAGGCCGAUCUGAUCAAGGCAGAAGUCACAGCUCUCUUCUUUCCGCAUGGUCUAGGCCACCAUCUUGGCUUGGAAGUGCAUGACGUCUCACCUGAUAGCGGCACCAUACCCGUCGAACUUGCCAUAGAACGGGAGAAAGGACUAAUGAGUGUCACGGAACAUCGACCGCCAUGCACGCUCUCUGCACCACCAUUGGCCUCCGGAAUGGUCAUCACCGUGGAGCCAGGGCUGUACUUUAACCGACUGGCCAUCGACCAGGCACGAGCUGAGCGAGACGAGCCCAACUCGAAAGGCAGGUUUGUCAAUUUUGAUGUAGUGGAGCGGUAUGUGGAUGUUGGAGGCGUGCGUAUCGAGGAUGAUGUACUUGUUACAAAGGAUGGUAACAGGAAUCUCACCGAUGCACCUAAGGGGAAGGAAAUGCUUGAUUUGAUCUAUGGCAGGUAAGUAAGCUUGGUAUAAUUUGUGUAGACGUUUAAGUGGUGGUUAGAGGCUUCAAUAGCUCAACAUGCAUACACCUACCUACAUAGACUAGUUUCCUUCAUAUCAGAAUGACACUAUGACUAAACACAGGCACGAUCUUGCAUGAAUUUUUUACCCCCUAACUACUUAUCAAAGCCAUGUCCUUGUUCCACAAAUUUUAAAACUACUCACACACCCUUUAGAUCUGUUAGAGGCACUGUGAUCAGUGCAAGGCAGCCCCAUUAAUUGCUCAUCUAAAUCCGA
Messenger RNA from Trichophyton rubrum CBS 118892, 1816 nucleotides. RefSeq lists its product as uncharacterized. The coding region runs from base 563 to 1537 and encodes 324 amino acids. NCBI's taxonomy places the organism in Eukaryota, Fungi, Ascomycota, Eurotiomycetes, Onygenales, Arthrodermataceae. The transcript is spliced from 2 exons. The record is from RefSeq and is a predicted model, not a curated record. Gene Ontology annotation, molecular function: metalloaminopeptidase activity; manganese ion binding.